GAGAGACAGGGUGGGGUCUGCGGACUGGGGCCUGCGGGACUGGAAAUCCCGCUGGGGGCUUAAAGGUUCCCACGUCGGGGCUGUGGGCCUGCCCCGAGAGCGACCGCGAAGAUGCCGUACCUCGGCUCCGAGGACGUGGUGAAGGAGCUGAAGAAGGCUCUGUGUAACCCUCACAUUCAGGCCGACAGGCUGCGCUACCGGAAUGUCAUCCAGCGAGUGAUUAGGCACAUGACUCAAGGCGUGGACAUGUCUGGUGUUUUCAUGGAAAUGGUAAAGGCCAGUGCCACUGUAGAUAUAGUUCAGAAGAAGUUGGUUUAUCACUACAUGUGCACAUAUGCCCCCCUGAAGCCAGACCUGGCCCUCCUGGCCAUCAACACACUGUGCAAAGACUGUUCGGACCCCAACCCGAUGGUGCGAGGGCUGGCGCUGCGGAGCAUGUGUAGCCUCAGGAUGCCUGGUGUGCAGGAGUACAUCCAACAGCCUGUUCUCCUUGGUCUGCGGGAUAAGGCUUCGUAUGUCAGGAGGGUGGCGGUCCUUGGCUGUGCCAAGAUGCAUAAUCUUCAUGGAGACUCUGAAGUGGAUGGUGCCCUGGUAAAUGAAUUAUACAGUUUGCUGCGUGACCAGGAUCCAAUUGUGGUGGUGAACUGCUUGAGGUCUCUAGAGGAAAUUCUGAAACAGGAAGGAGGUGUUGUCAUCAAUAAGCCCAUCGCCCACCAUCUCUUAAAUCGAAUGUCCAAGCUGGACCAAUGGGGUCAGGCCGAAGUAUUGAACUUCCUGCUACGCUACCAGCCCCGCAGUGAAGAGGAACUGUUUGACAUUCUUAAUCUAUUGGACAGCUUUCUCAAGAGCAGCAGCCCAAGUGUGGUGAUGGGAGCCGCCAAGCUCUUUCUGAUCUUGGCAAAAAAAUUCCCCCACGUACAAACGGAUGUGCUUGUGCGAGUCAAGGGACCACUGCUGGCAGCCUGUUCUUCGGAGAGCCGCGAGCUCUGUUUUGUUGCCCUCUGUCACGUGCGCCAGAUCUUGCAUAGUUUGCCAGGUCACUUCAGCAGCCACUACAAAAAGUUUUUUUGCUCCUACUCGGAGCCACACUACAUCAAGCUACAGAAGGUGGAGGUGCUGUGUGAGCUGGUGAACGAUGAGAACGUGCAGCAGGUGCUGGAGGAGCUUCGAGGGUACUGCACCGACGUGUCUGCUGACUUUGCACAGGCCGCCAUCUCUGCCAUAGGGGGCAUCGCCAGGACCUACACAGAUCAGUGUGUGCAGAUACUAACAGAGCUGCUGGGGCUUCGACAAGAGCACAUUACCACAGUGGUGGUGCAGACCUUCCGAGACCUGGUGUGGCUGUGUCCUCAGUGUACGGACGCCGUGUGUCAGGCCCUGCCCGGCUGCGAGGAUACCAUUCAGGACAGCGAGGGGAAGCAAGCGCUCAUUUGGCUACUUGGUGUCCACGGAGAGAGAAUCCCCAAUGCUCCUUACGUGUUGGAAGACUUCGUAGAGAACGUGAAGUCGGAGAUGUUUCCAGCUGUUAAGAUGGAGCUGCUCACGGCGCUGCUGCGCCUUUUCCUCUCGCGGCCUGCUGAGUGCCAGGACAUGCUGGGGCGUUUGUUGUCUUACUGCAUAGAGGAAGAAAAGGAUAUGGCAGUACGGGACCGAGGUCUCUUCUAUUACCGCCUCCUCUUAGCGGGCAUUGAUGAAGUUAAGCGGAUCCUGUGUAGCCCUAAGUCCGACCCUUCUCUUGGACUUCUGGAGGAUCAGGCAGAAAGACCUGUGAAUAGCUGGGCCUCUGACUUCAACACGCUAGUGCCAGUGUAUGGCAAAGCCCGCUGGGCCACCAUCUCUAAAUGCCAGGGGGCAGAGCGCCGUGGCCCCGGGCUCCCCAACCCUGCAUCCUUUGCUGCAUCAGGGCCCCUGAUCCCUGAAGAGGACAAGGAGGAGGCACAAGAACUCCCCGAUUCCGGAGCCCUCGUGCUCGUCCCCAACCACCACCUCCCUGCUGAGAGUUUUGAGAGAACUUGGCUUGGCCUCGAGGUUGCUCAUCAGCAAGCGCUCCCUUGGCAGGGAGCCAUCCGUCCUGACACACUCCAGAUGGCCCUGCAAGUCGUGAACAUCCAGACCAUCGCGGUGAGCAGGGCGGGGGCGCGGCCAUGGAAGGCCUACCUCAGCGCCCAGGACGACACCGGCUGUCUGUUCCUGACAGAGCUGCUGUGGGAACCCGAGACCUCGGCCAUGCAGAUCUCGGUGAAGCAAAGCGAGGCGAGAACUGAGGCUCUGGGCAGUUUUACCUCCGUGUUAGAAACUGUGCUGGGAGCCAUUGGAGACAUAAAGUCAUAGUCGCCGCGGCACGCUGCCUGUCUGGAGUGAGGUGAAUAGCUGUCAGAGUUUCUUAGUUUUUCUUAUUGGACCUGCUUGUAAGUCCAGAUAAUAUCACAUGCAAAGGAGGCUGGGAAAUCUGGGAAUCAGGAUUCUGAGGUUUUUGUCCAAAGACCAUGGACUUAACUCCUCUCAGACCUACUGGCGAAUGACUCCGUUUUCCCAGGUGAUGCGAACGUUGAUGGCGGUAAGGGGACGGGAGUGGGGAACGGGAUGCAGGAUAGGGUGUGCUUUCCUUUCUAAUCACUUGAAGGGUGUUUUACUAAUUAAAGGCGCUCAAUGUGU
Messenger RNA from Pteronotus mesoamericanus, 2655 nucleotides. It is a transcript of the gene AP4B1, whose product is annotated as adaptor related protein complex 4 subunit beta 1. Gene Ontology annotation, biological process: vesicle-mediated transport; intracellular protein transport. The transcript is spliced from 11 exons. Gene Ontology annotation, cellular component: clathrin adaptor complex; membrane coat. Bases 112 to 2331 code for a protein of 739 amino acids. Gene Ontology annotation, molecular function: clathrin binding. Lineage: Eukaryota; Metazoa; Chordata; Mammalia; Chiroptera; Mormoopidae. The record is from RefSeq and is a predicted model, not a curated record.